AUGAUAAUUGGAUCUCCUGAACGAUAUCAAUACAAUCGUGGAAAUUAUGCAAGACCAUAUUAUGGUGUUUAUGGAUUUCCAAGGACGAGAUAUCGUGAACAUAGAAAGCCACAUAUCAGAGGAUUUGGCGGUUAUGGAAGAUAUGGACGUGGUCGUAAUCGUGGACGUGGAAAAUAUCAUGAAAGAUCAUCCAGUUACGAUAAACCCUUUUACGAUGGAGGAGCAUAUGGUGGUGGUUACGGUGGCAAUUACGGUGGUGGUUAUGGUGGCAUUAAUAAUCCAUUCUUCGGUUAUGGUGAAAGAGGAUCAUUUUACAGAAGUAGUCAUGGUGCAGGAUUCAGACCAUUUAACGGUUUUAAUAAUUUUUAUGGUUGA
Centruroides sculpturatus (bark scorpion) is the source of this 375-nucleotide messenger RNA. RefSeq names its product keratin-associated protein 19-3-like. Bases 1 to 375 code for a protein of 124 amino acids. The transcript has a single exon. Lineage: Eukaryota; Metazoa; Arthropoda; Arachnida; Scorpiones; Buthidae. The record is from RefSeq and is a predicted model, not a curated record.